This is a messenger RNA of Fraxinus pennsylvanica, 990 nucleotides long. The record is from the annotation of a GenBank genome assembly. NCBI's taxonomy places the organism in Eukaryota, Viridiplantae, Streptophyta, Magnoliopsida, Lamiales, Oleaceae.
AUGGCAUAUACGGCGGUGACAAAAGCCUUAAAAACCCUAAACCCCACCGUUCUCCGAGUCCUCACCUCCCAAAGCCGCCACUUGAGCGGCGUAGCCAUCGCCGGCCAACCGGAACCUGACAGCCCAUCUUCAUCCUUCACCUUUUCCUCUAACGAAAAUGUACCCACCUCGAUAUCCAAUAAAGAUAACAAUAUAUACAUUAAAAACCCCAAAAAGACAGAAUCUUCUGUUACAAUGCCGAUUUCAUUCAUGACUGGGUCGAUCGUUGGCGGAAGGUUCUACAAAAAGGUGACUACUAGAGAGGCUGAUGAUGGAAAUGGAUGGAAUGUUAUGUUGGAUUAUAGAACCCUAAAAACCCCUUCAAAGAGACCUCUCAAGUGUCCAACUUUAGCUCUUGCUAAAGCCAUUGCUGCUGAAUGGGAGUUUCAGCAAAUAGAUGGAAUCAGGCCAUUUACAAUGCCUCUGAUGAAACUUACAUGCACUGCAUUGGAAAGAGUGCCACUUACUCGGCACAAAAUUAUCGAAUAUUUGAUGAAAAAGUUCCAUCAAGAUUUGGUAUUCUGCCGUGCUCCAGGAGACAGUGAUCUAACAAGCAAUGUUCUAGGACGCCAAGUAGAGAAGCUUGAUCCAUUACUCAAUUGGGUUGAGUCAGAAUUUGGUUUUAAGCCUAUUGUAUAUUCCAGUUUUUUUGGUGGCAAACAAGAAGGUGGUCUGGUUGAUGCCAUUGAGAACCUUCUGAAAAAGACAGAUGAUUGUGAGUUGGCGGCAAUUGAUGCAAUCGCUGCUUCUGCGCAUUCUUUAGUCAUUGCACUUGGAAUCUUUCGUGGUCGAUUGGACAUAGAGGAGGCCAUUAAGUUGAUCAGACUAGAGGAAGAUUUACAGGUCGACCGAUGGGGUUUAGUUGAAGGUGGCCACGAUGUUGAUAUUGCUGAUCUUAGAGUACAAGUCUCAUCUGCUACUGUGUUUCUCGGACUUUCAAGGAAGCAUUAG